UAGGGAAUAUAGAACACCAUAAUUAUCUGACUACCAUAUAAAAGCUGAAAUCUUCUUGAAAGGGCAAUCCUCUACAAACUAUGUAAACAUGGCGACGUCGGCUGAAAACGCGAGAGUAUAUUCUCUGGUCCUGCUGGCAGCGCUAGCGAAUGGACAGUUGUUAGAUGACCCGUGUGACGUGGAGGUUUCUCCGGCUAUAGAACGUAAAGGCUACAUCGAUCGUACGGUUCCGCCCCAGUGCGUGCAGGGUGAGUUCCGUUGGGCGUACCCACAGAACACGGUCCUGCUGCACUUCCCUAACCAGGAAGACGUCUUGCGAACCGUCUGCGUACGGAACGACAUCCUCGGUGACGUGUUCACUGUGCGUGACGUCACUCAUAUGAUGGGAAUGCCGAUGGUCAUUGGAGAGAAGGAGAGUUGUACCGUCCGUCACAGGAACGAGAUCACGCUGCGUAUUGACGCACCGUCAACGCUCUACUAUGUGGCGGCGAUCUGGUACCGCAUCCAGACCGAGGCUUGAGAUCCCGGCGCCGUCGGGCUCACCAUUUUAUCACAUGCUUCUGACAAUCAACUUACAUAAUAAUUACCAUGUUCAUACCGAAAUAAAAGACGAAACGGUU
This is a messenger RNA of Dreissena polymorpha, 620 nucleotides long. RefSeq lists its product as uncharacterized. The transcript has 3 exons. Bases 89 to 520 code for a protein of 143 amino acids. The record is from RefSeq and is a predicted model, not a curated record. Lineage: Eukaryota; Metazoa; Mollusca; Bivalvia; Myida; Dreissenidae.